Molecule: messenger RNA, 1686 nt
Organism: Miniopterus natalensis
Lineage: Eukaryota; Metazoa; Chordata; Mammalia; Chiroptera; Miniopteridae
Gene: IL2RB
Product: interleukin 2 receptor subunit beta
Biological process (GO): cytokine-mediated signaling pathway; immunoglobulin mediated immune response
Cellular component (GO): external side of plasma membrane; membrane
Molecular function (GO): cytokine receptor activity; interleukin-2 binding
Source: RefSeq, a predicted model, not a curated record
AUGGCGGCUGCUGCUCUGUCCCGCUGUCCCCUCCUGGUCUUCUUCCUGCUCCUGGCCAUCCCUCGGGAGUCUGCAGCAGAGAACGACACUUCCAAGCUCACGUGCUUCUACAACUCGAGAGCCAACAUCUCCUGUGUCUGGAGCCGGGAUGGGGGCCUGCUGCCCACAACCUGCCUCGUCCAAGCCCAGCCUGAUCAGCGGCCCUGGAACAAAUCCUGUGAGCUGUUCCCAGUGGGGCCGGCAUCGUGGUCCUGCAACCUGAUCCUUGGGUCCCCCCCAUAUUCUCAGCAACUGACCUCAGCAGACACCCUCAAGAUGAGUGUGAUGUGCCUCGAAGGGGAGAGGUGGAGGAGGGUGAUCACGCAGGACUUCAAGCCCUUUGACAACCUUCGCCUGAUGGCCCCUGACUCCCUCCAAGUCACCCACAUAGGGACCCACAGAUGCAACUUAACCUGGAGCGUCCCCCAGGCCUCCCACUACCUUGAAAGAUACCUGGAGUUUGAGGCCCGGACGAGGUCCCCAGGCGGCAGCUGGGAGGAGGCCACCGUGCUGACCCUCAAGCAGAACCAGCAAUGGAUCUGCCUGGAGACGCUAUCUCCAGGCACCCCGUAUGAGUUCCAGGUGCGGGUCAGGGCCCACCGAGGCAACCUCAUGACUUGGAGCCCCUGGAGCCAGCCCCUGGCCUUCAUGACGAGGAGUGAACCAGCGCCUUCACUGGGCCAUAUCGUCGUGGGCCUCUGCGGUGCCUUUGGCUUCGUCAUGUUAGUCUACCUGCUGGCCAGCUGCCGGUACCUUGGGCCCUGGUUGAAGAAGGUUCUGAAGUGUCACAUCCCAGACCCCUCGGGGUUCUUUUCCCAGCUGAGCUCAGAGCAUGGAGGAGAUUUCCAGAAGUGGCUCUCCUCGCCCUUCCCUUCCUCCUCCUUCAGCCCCAGCGGCCCGGCACCCGAGAUCUCCCCGCUGGAGGUGCUGGACAGGGACACCAAGGCCACACAGCUGCUCCUGCUGCAGCAGGACAAAGGGCUCUCGCCCUCCCUUGAGACCAGCGGCCACUCACUGACCAGCUGCUUCACCAACCAAGGCUACUUCUUCUUCCACCUCCCGGACGCGCUGGAGAUCGAGGCCUGCCAGGUGUACUUCACCUACGACCCCUGCGCUGCGGAGCUGGAAGAGGGGGGGCCUGCAGCGCCUGAGGGGUCUCUCCUCCCACCCCUGCCGCCUCCGCCAGGGGAGGAUGAUGCCUACUGCACCUUCCCCCCCAGGGAUGACCUGCUGCUCUUCUCCCCCAAUCUGCUCGGUGGCCCAAGCCCCCCAAACACUGCCCUAGGAGGCACUGGGGCUUGUGAUGAGAGGCUGCCCCCCUCCCUGCAGGAAGGAGUCCCCAAUGACUGGGUCCCUGGGGCCCUGGGGCCUCCUACCCCUGGAGCCACUGACCUGGUGGAUUUCCAGUCACCCCUGGAGCAUGCACUGGGAGGAGCGGGAGGGGAGGUGCCUGGCCCUGGCCCUGGCCCUGGCCCUGGCCCUGGCCCUGGCCCUGGCCCUGGCCCUGGGAAGGGGGCCGCCUUCCCCUGGGCCAGCCCUCCUGGGCAAUGCCAGGUCAGGGCUCCCACCUCCUGUCUGACCCUGAACACUGACGCUUACCUGUCCCUCCAAGAGCUUCAAGAUCAGGACCCAACUCACUUGGUGUAG